Molecule: messenger RNA, 1418 nt
Organism: Aureobasidium subglaciale EXF-2481
Lineage: Eukaryota; Fungi; Ascomycota; Dothideomycetes; Dothideales; Saccotheciaceae
Exons: 3
Coding region: 136-1209 (357 amino acids)
Source: RefSeq, a predicted model, not a curated record
GUGGUCUUUACUAUCUGGUCUUCGAAAGAGGGUCUAUCACCUCGCGCUCCCCGUCCUGAAUUUGACCACAGGCAUUUGUCGCCGAGCCCAUCGAACGAUAACAGCAGCAACUUCGACCUUGCAACACAGCGUACGAUGUCCAUGGAUCAAGCACAAUUCGCAGGGGCGAACAAUAGUACACAAGCUGAAUUACUGGUCCCUGCAAUAAUAACCUUGACCUUAUCACUGCUGCUAUAUGGUGUACGUGUACGAGCUCGUCGGUCUGCGCCCCUCCUGUGGACCGAUGGCAUGAUCACUGCAGCUCUGAUGCUAGCAAUAGUCGAAUUUAUCUUGAUCGCCAUCAGCUGCCAUUACGGUCUAGGCAGACAUACUGGGUUCGUAAACUCUGUCAGUAUAGUCAAGGCUCGGUAUUUCAGCUUUCUUGCACAGCCAAUUUGUAUCUGGUCUGUCUGCUUAGCCAAGUGUUCCAUCGCUUGGACUGCCCUCAGUAAGAGACAAGACAGACAAUGGCAAUGGAUGUUCUGCUGGAUCAUCUUUGUGCAAAUCGCCUGCACAACUGCAACCAACGUCAUCCAAGUUGUGCAGUGCCAGCCGACUUCCGCACUCUGGGACGAUAAUGUGCUGGCACAAUGCUGGCCACCUCAAAGGACACAGCUUGCUGCCUAUGUCACAUUGAGUUUUGGUAUCAUCACAAGCAUACUUCUAUCGUUGACACCAAUCGCUUUUGUCAAAGCUGCGAACCGACCAUUGCACGAGCUAAUCGCACUGGGUUUGUUAGUCGGAUUAGGACUUUUCAUCAGUAUGUCCUCAGUCGCCAACAUGAUAUAUUUACACACUUAUCGCAUGAGUGAUGAUCCGCUUCGAGACAUGGUAGCUCCAACAAUUUGGUGGCAGAUUGAGCAGAACCUAAGCAUCGUAGCUGCUCUCGCAGUCCGGCUUCAGACGCCAUACGAGACACUAUUAGCACGUUGUGGCUUGAUCUGUCAGGUCAGGACAAGUUCAUCAGCCUGCCACAGAUUGAAUCGUCUCGAAGAUGGGUCGCAAAUGCUCAAAAGCCUCAAGACGACCAUACAAUGGGGAUCGGCGUAUGAUUCUACGGCUCAUCUGCCUAGUAUUGUAAAGACGACUGAGGUCGUGCAUUCGACCGAGUUGGUGAAGGACAACGGGUUGCAGUUCGGCUCGCCAGCCAGGAGACCCUCAUGGCAGUAAAUUUCCUGGUCUCACAAUGUUUUUUUUUUCUUAAUUCCUUUAGACCAUCAUUCCAUGCCCACGCCGGACACACAGAACAUGAUUUGUUUACUACCAUAGUCGCUGCUUCCUCAUUACAACAUAACAAGCCUAUCAAACAGAGUUUCGAGAUCCCCGCAAUUGCUUACGCAAUGCGUAAUUGGAAGCCACUACUCGUACGACUCACCUCA